Messenger RNA from Globicephala melas (long-finned pilot whale), 1041 nucleotides. It is a transcript of the gene PTER, whose product is annotated as phosphotriesterase related. Gene Ontology annotation, molecular function: hydrolase activity, acting on ester bonds; zinc ion binding. Lineage: Eukaryota; Metazoa; Chordata; Mammalia; Artiodactyla; Delphinidae. Gene Ontology annotation, biological process: catabolic process. The record is from RefSeq and is a predicted model, not a curated record.
AUGUCUUCCUUAAGUGGGAAAGUCCAAACUGUUCUGAGCCUUGUGGGGCCAAGCAAACUGGGCUGCACCCUGACCCACGAACACUUGACAAUGACUUUUGACUGCUCUUACUACCCACCUCCUCUGUGCCGUGAAGUGAUCUCCAAUGAACCUAUUACAAUGAAAAAUUUAUUUUGGAUCCAGAAAAACCCUUAUUCCCAUAGAGAGAAUCUGCAGUUGAAUCAGGAGACAGAAGGCAUCAAGGAAGAACUGUUGGAUUUUAAAGCCCAAGGUGGAGGAGCUUUGGUGGAAAACACAGCCGCUGGGAUCAGCUGAGAUGUGCAGACCUUGAAGCGGAUUGCAGAAGAGACUGGCGUCCACAUCACAUCCGGAACUGGGUUUUAUGUGGAUGUAACUCGCUCUUCAGAGACCAGAGCCAUGUCAGUGGAGCAGCUUACUGAUGUCCUUGUUAAUGAAAUUCUCCAUGGAGCUGAUGGAACCAGUAUCAAGUGUGGCGUUAUUGGGGAAACUGGUUGCUCCUGGCCUCUGACUGAGAGUGAAAGAAAGGUUCUACAGGCAACAGCUCACGCUCAGGCUCAGCUUGGCUGUCCUGUUAUUAUUCACCCGGGAAGGAAUCGAAGUGCACCAUUUCAGAUUAUCCGAGUGCUGCAAGAGGCUGGAGCAGACACCUCCAAAACAGUUAUGUCACACCUUGAUAGGACUCUCCUUGACAAGAGGGAACUACUGGAGUUGGCUCAACUUGGCUGUUACUUGGAAUAUGAUCUCUUUGGUUCUGAACUUUUCCAUUAUCAGUUCAACCCGGAGCCCAAUGAUAAUAAAAGAAUUGAAAGGGUACGUCUUCUGGUGGAUGAGGGCUAUGAAGGUCGGAUUCUGAUGGCACAUGACAUACACACGAAGCAUCGGCUGACGAAAUACGGAGGUCACGGCCAUUCUCAUAUACCUACCAACACUGUUCCUAAAAUGUUGUUUAGAGGCAUAACUGAGGCUGCACUUGAUAAGAUACUGAUAGAGAACCCCAAGCAAUGGCUAACUUUCAAAUAG